UGCUGCCCUCCGCAGCUUCUUCCCUCGAAAAAAAAAAACUCACCGCUCAGCUCAGCGCCUCGGGCGGAAGAAGGACCGACCGACCGACCGGACGUGCGCCGCCGCGGUUCUGCCGGCGACCUGAGCUCGUCGACGGCGCCGGCCACCGACCGCUUUGCCUCCAGAUUUGAGUGGGAGAUUGGCGAUGGUGGAUGCUGAUGAGAUGCCCCAACCGAUCUAUGCCGAGAAUAAACCAUGUGCGGAAAUCGAGUCGCGGCGCCAUUCCCCCACUUUGAUGCUGGCCGUGGUAACCAAGGUGCUCGAUGACGACGACCUCCUCGCCGAGAUCCUCCUCCGCGUCGUGUUCCCCACCACCCUCGUCCGUGCCGCCCUCGUCUGCAAGCGUUGGUACCACCACGCCUCUGACCGCCGGUUCCUCCGCCGGUUCCGCAAGCUCCACCCGCCCUGCCUCCUCGGCUUCUAUGUUGUUUUCAAGGGUGCACGCUUCAUACCGAUGCAGCCUCAACCACCCGAGCUCGCUGCCGUCGUCCGCCAUGUUGCAGGCUACAGGUUUGGCAACUUGAUUGACUUGAAGGACUGCCGGAAUGGCAUUGUCUUGACCAGGGACCGGAAACAAGGAGUAUUGACAUAUAAAGUCCCGUUGUGCCCUGAGAGAGGCAUGCCCACUGUCCCACCACUCCCACGCACCCAGGGCGGCAGCAUUUUCUAUUUCGGUGAAAUCCUCUCCAAAGAAGAAGGCGAUGGCCUGUCCUGUUUUUAUAUGGUAGUGGAGGUUUCCAAGGAGACAAAAGAGGUCACGGUGAGCGUAUAUAUGCUGCAAGAUGGUGUCUGGUGCAUGGUUACAUCAUCCAAAAACCAGCUGCAUUGGCCGCUGCCAAGGCCAAACCCUGUUCUUGUUGACAAUAAAAUCUAUAUGGGAUCUGCCCGUGGCAACAACAUUCUUGUCUUGGAUUUGAGUGCCUCAACUUUCUCCGUGAUUCACCUCCCUCAAGGAGUGGAGUAUGCAUCUUCAGAAAUCAAGUUGUCACGUACCGAUGAUGCUUCCGGUGUAUAUCUCAUCCAUUUGCGUCCCAUGGAGUUUCAACUUUGCGUAUGGCUCCACAAGGAAGACAACUGGCUGCUGGUGGAUACCAUGUAUUUGCAUGAGAUGUGUGCCAUUUUGGGGAAGACAGAUCGCCGGUAUGUGCAUAUAAGGCAGGUGGGAGACAAUGAUCAGUUUGUACUUUUACAGACUUCUCAAUACAUAUUCUACUUGGAUAUCAAGUGCAGAACACUGCAUAAAGUGGAUGAGAUGACAGUCGAUGAACAAUGUUAUGCUGACAUCCAUCCUUUUAUGAUGAUCUGGCCUCCCAUAUUCCCUGCCCUCAAGGACGAUCCUGCAAGGAAUGCCAUAUGAAGGAGGACUAUAUCAAGAAGCUUUUGGAUGGCCAGUGACAUUUAGGGCCUCGUCAAGGAAUAGCAGAGAGCUGCACUGCCUGAUUAGCAGUUGUAAGUGCGUCCACUGUAACCUGCACGGGAUUAAUUAGGGUGCUAUGCAACAAAAGCAGGUCCAAUCCUUUGUAUGCAUGUUUAGUAGUUUGAUUCGGAUAUAUUGCGGCCACUGUAACCGCGCAUGAUAGAUAUUAGACCUAUCCGUUGUAUGCAUGUUUAGUAGUUAUCUCACCUGAUCCGCUUGGAUCGUACUGGCCUUGCCAUUGCUCCACUUGUUACGGUAUUUGCGGAAUCUGUCUUGUUGAUCUGUUC
Molecule: messenger RNA, 1743 nt
Organism: Triticum aestivum (bread wheat)
Lineage: Eukaryota; Viridiplantae; Streptophyta; Magnoliopsida; Poales; Poaceae
Exons: 4
Coding region: 185-1396 (403 amino acids)
Molecular function (GO): protein binding
Source: RefSeq, a predicted model, not a curated record